GGGGCGCGGUCGCCGUCAGUCGUCACGGAGUAGAGCUGGUGCUUGUCAUCCGGCCGCCAUUAUUUCAUACGAAUUCAUAAAUCAUUUAAAGUUUUCGUUGUCUAUACGCGUUAAAGUAUCGUGUGUUUAAUACUAUCGUGAGAGUCAAGAGUAUUCUCAUUAUUUGCAAGUGUGUUUAAGUAAGGCGAAUCAGUGUAGAGUGGUGUAGUUAGGUUACUGUGUGAGUGUUAACAUUGUGUAGGGUGGCUCCGGUUAGGCCGGGGCGGCAAGACGCGAUCGGAUCGUAUGCCGAGGGAGCGGUGAAAGCGCGCCCGGCUCGGGAGUCGGGGCGGACGGCAGCCAGGGCAAAAAAACAGCUGCCGACAUGGGGUGUACUCAGUCGGCCGAAGAGCGCGCCGCUGCUGCCCGGAGCAAACAGAUUGAGAGAAACUUGAAGGAAGAUGGCAUCCAAGCCUCCAAAGAUAUCAAACUAUUGCUGCUGGGUGCUGGCGAGUCUGGGAAGAGUACUAUAGUUAAACAAAUGAAAAUUAUCCACGAGAGCGGCUUUACAAAUGAAGAUUUCAAGCAGUACCGGCCCGUGGUGUACAGCAACACGAUCCAGUCGCUCGUCGCCAUCUUACGCGCCAUGCCCAACCUCGGCAUCACCUACGGGAAUAAGGAUCGCGAGAGCGACGGUAAGAUGGUGUUCGACGUGAUCCAGCGGAUGGAAGACACUGAGCCGUUCAGUGAAGAGUUGCUAGCAGCUAUGAAGAGGCUGUGGGCUGAUGCUGGCGUCCAGGAGUGCUUCGGCCGCUCCAACGAGUACCAGCUCAACGACUCGGCUAAAUACUUCCUGGAUGAUCUGGACCGGUUAGGUGCCAGAGACUAUCAGCCCACCGAGCAGGAUAUAUUAAGAACCAGAGUCAAAACGACCGGCAUCGUAGAAGUUCACUUCUCAUUCAAAAAUCUUAAUUUCAAAUUGUUCGAUGUGGGCGGUCAGAGAUCUGAGAGGAAGAAGUGGAUCCACUGUUUCGAGGAUGUGACUGCUAUCAUCUUCUGUGUUGCCAUGUCCGAGUAUGAUCAAGUCCUGCAUGAGGAUGAAACAACGAACCGCAUGCAGGAGAGUCUCAAGCUGUUUGAUUCCAUCUGUAACAACAAGUGGUUCACCGACACCAGCAUCAUACUGUUCCUCAACAAGAAGGAUCUGUUCGAGGAGAAGAUACGCAAGUCACCUCUCACCAUCUGCUUCCCUGAGUACACAGGCGCGCAGGAGUACGGCGAGGCGGCCGCGUACAUCCAGGCGCAGUUCGAGGCCAAGAACAAGUCCACCACCAAGGAGAUCUACUGCCACAUGACCUGCGCCACCGACACCAACAACAUACAGUUCGUGUUCGACGCCGUCACCGACGUCAUCAUCGCCAACAACCUCCGCGGCUGCGGCCUCUACUAGUACACACGCUGUCCCCUCACGUACACAGUCGCUUCGGUCUCGACCCAGCUGCGGCUGUUUCAUAUUUAUCAUAGGAUGUAUUUUUGGUGGUGCGGUUGUCCGUGCCGAUGUGCCGACGGACGGUCGCCGUGUUCCGCGGGAUGUAGCUUGCUGUGUACACCGACGUGCAUCGAACACGGCUUGGGGCGUUCAAUGUCCGUCUCGGCGGAGCGCGACUGGACUGUCGAUGGAUCGGACGAGAUUUGACGCCUCAGUACAGUUUAGGUAUCUAGCGAUCGAUUCUAAAUUAUGGUGCUAGGCGAUAUCGGCCGGUCGGAAGCGGUCUAGUCGCGGCCGUCGGGCGAGGCGGCACAGACCAACGCCGCGCAGAGGCAGCCCGCCGCGGCGUGGCGUCGCGUCUGCGCCGUCGCUGCUCUGCGCCAUCUCAUGCGCUUAUAUACUCACUCUCUUACGGACCAAACACAGAAAGGAACCAAUAUUUAAAGCAGAACAUUAGUGAGAUGCAUGAGUACGUUCACAGGCCUACUUUAACUGUUACAAGAUAUCAUUCCAUUUUUAGGUAUUAUCGCUCACUAUGAGAAAUUAUUUUUUAUAAACUUUUAAAUGCACAACUGCUGUAACCGCUCGCAUGGCGCGUCCCUCCCGCAGCCGAGUCGUCCUCGUAUCUGUCGACCGAGCACCGAAUGUUUUAUUCCUCCGAGACUAUCAGUUCGUUAUGCCAUAUACUAAUAUAUAUAAUAUGUAGUUCUUUUUUGUGUUCAUAUUUUUUCUAUAUCACUUUACAAUAACCUUAAGAUGUAGCUUUUUAAGAUCUUCUCUCGUAAUCGACACAUGAAUCACGUCGGGAUAUUUAUUUAAUGUAGAUUACCUUCUAUGGGAUAAGUCAGUGAGUGUUGAUUGUUCACGAACGCGCCGUUGACCUUAACCUUCGUAGUUAACUGGGUUCGUUUAACGUUGAUGUAAGUUAUGUGAGUAUAUAAACUUGUAUACACACCCGAAUUGGCGUAAUCAACCAUUAUACAUAUAUAAUACUAUAUAACAUAAUUUAUUAUCAAUAAUAACAUAAAAAAAUCUUACUCGUAAGCGUUAGUACAGUAACUGUAUCAAUAAAUAUUAAUUAAUGAAGCGUUUAGGCGGUAAACCUUUACUACUAUCAUAGUUAGGCGAUUUCUUUUCAUUUUAUGUUACGAUGACUAUGUAAAAAGUGUUUACUUAAAAAACUACAUGUAACGCCUACACUGACCUCGCGGAUCGUCGCGACUCCUGGAACUUCUGGGACUAGAUACAGCAGACGUCUGGACAUCACCGGCCGAGGGUAGACAGACGAUCCGCGACCAGCGACCGCCCGCCCGUCGCUAGGUAGGUUUUUUUACUGUUAUAUAACAACAUGUUUAUGUAAAGCAGAACUAAUAAUAUAAUUAGCGCGGUUUACAUUCGAUCCCAUGAUAUAGUUUAGGUAAGCUUCGUGGUACGUUAGGAGUUAUACCGAGGCGACCAGCGCCCGUCUGUAUUUUGCAUUUGAAGGUGUUCCUCCGCCGCUGAGCAUUAUUAACUUGUAUGCUUUAAUAUUUCGAGUGAAUGUGAUGUAAAUUUGUACACUGCCGCAUUGUUUAUUCGCUCGAAUCACAUUUAGUUUAUAAGGAUUAUUGUGACAGUGACAGUGACAGAGACGCACACGCCACGACACCGUUACGUUACGUCGUCUUAGUUAGGGAUACAAAAAAUAAAAUAUUGUGCACAAACUAUCGAGUAUCGGAUACUUCAAACGGCAGCCAUUUCCCAUCCGACAGUACAGGUCACGUGACAAACACGUGCCCUGGCCGCGGGCUUGUCUGAAGACUGAAAUGUUCUGGCUCAAGUUUUCCCGCGCUUUUAGAUUCACAUCGGGAAUAUAUUUUGUUUUUAAUUUAUCAUUAGACCCGAGUCUAUAUCGAUGUCUCAAUGUAAUGUUAGCGAUGUGUAACCCGCGUUCGAGACCCAUCCGGAACAAGUGGUCGCUCGGUGUGCGUGACUCACUAUGCUUCAUUCGUAUUUACCAAAGUUGUUACUAACCUCACUAUUUAUAAAAUGUAUGUUCUGGAUGACUAACUAACACGAGGACCCAGGACAGCGGUGUGACGGAGUCCUUGUCUAGAAUUCGGUAAAGUUUAAAGUAAUGUAGCGUGAGGUGCGGGCUUCGGCUCCCGUCUGGUGAACGAGCGCAUUAAUGAAGUUAAAUUUUUAGUCACUAGUGGAUAAUUUUUGAAUGUGAUUCAAUCUUAUCUUUAUUUUUCUAUAUCGAGUGACUCGUAACAUGUUUAUUUCUUUAUAUGUUCUUAAUUAUUGUUUGUAAUGCAUUUACUGCAAGCGGAAUAUUUAACCAACGAUGUAAUAAAAAAAAAAUAUUUUUCUCUUUUUGUAUCUCGUCUGCACUGGUAUUUUUUAUUGAAUUUACUAUAAAUGUACUUUAAGUGUAUAAUUUUAAAUAAUUACUGAAAAUGAUUAUAUUCUAAUUUUUAUGUUCAAAUAAUAA
Messenger RNA from Danaus plexippus (monarch butterfly), 3941 nucleotides. It is a transcript of the gene Galphao, whose product is annotated as guanine nucleotide-binding protein G(o) subunit alpha. Gene Ontology annotation, molecular function: G-protein beta/gamma-subunit complex binding; GTPase activity; G protein-coupled receptor binding. Gene Ontology annotation, cellular component: heterotrimeric G-protein complex. The transcript has 8 exons. The record is from RefSeq and is a predicted model, not a curated record. Gene Ontology annotation, biological process: adenylate cyclase-modulating G protein-coupled receptor signaling pathway. Lineage: Eukaryota; Metazoa; Arthropoda; Insecta; Lepidoptera; Nymphalidae. The coding region runs from base 365 to 1429 and encodes 354 amino acids.